AGAGAAAUCAAGAAAUCUUUUCAGAUCCCCGAUUUCUUAAACCCUAAAUCACAAAAUGGCAACAAAAAAUCCAUCGAAAACCCUAGUGAAUCUCUUCAGAUUUCAUCGAUCUUUGAGUACAUCCUCCUCAUCAUCACCUCAAUCUCAAAAGCUUAUUGUGAAAACUCAGGCAUUCUCAUCGCCAUCUGAUUCAUCAUCAUCAGCAUCGAAAGGUUUGAUUAGAUUACCUGAAAGAAGGAAAGUGUAUACAGUAAACAGAUCACCACAUAUUGAUAAGAAAUCAAGAGAACAAUUUGAGAUGAGAAUUAAGAGUCAAUAUCAGGUUAUUAAAGUAUCACCAGGCGAAUUGCAGAAUAAGUAUUUUUGGUUGAAGAGACAGCGGUUGUCUGGUGCUCAGUUUGAGCUUCAGUUUAAUACUAAGACUCGCCUGGAUCUUAAACGGUUGUCAAAGGUGGUGGCUCAGGAGUCACCUCAAGAGUAGAGAGAGUGCAGAGAACUGGACUUGCUAGGCUGCAGUAGAAUGAGCUAAACAGAACAGUAUUCAAGAAGUGUUCUUGCUAGAGACGAUUGGAACGUGACUCAUGGAGCUAAUAUUGUGGGCAGGUGAAGUCAAGUGAUUCUGGACGUAGUUUUUUAUCUUGUAGCAAAAUAGUGAGUUAUCGAGGUUAAGUAUAUUGGUAGAGCAUGUAAAUGGCAGACUCCAUAGCCAAAGAAUCUAGGCAAUAGUAUGAUAGUUGGUUAAAUAACACCACGCCUUUCUCUGUGGUUGUGAAUUUUGAUAUCUGACCUGUGGAUAUCAGUGAAGCCUACGAUAAAUUUUUGACAAAUUUUUGAUUCACUGGAAGAAAUCCUGCAGUUUGUACUUGCUUUUUCUUAAAAUAAAUCAAUUAUGCUAACAAAU
Messenger RNA from Papaver somniferum (opium poppy), 901 nucleotides. Its product is annotated as ribosomal protein S10, mitochondrial-like. NCBI's taxonomy places the organism in Eukaryota, Viridiplantae, Streptophyta, Magnoliopsida, Ranunculales, Papaveraceae. Gene Ontology annotation, biological process: translation. Gene Ontology annotation, molecular function: structural constituent of ribosome. The record is from RefSeq and is a predicted model, not a curated record. Gene Ontology annotation, cellular component: mitochondrion; small ribosomal subunit; ribosome. The transcript has 2 exons. The coding region runs from base 56 to 481 and encodes 141 amino acids.